Messenger RNA from Fopius arisanus, 1013 nucleotides. RefSeq lists its product as uncharacterized. The transcript is spliced from 4 exons. Lineage: Eukaryota; Metazoa; Arthropoda; Insecta; Hymenoptera; Braconidae. Bases 431 to 1003 code for a protein of 190 amino acids. The record is from RefSeq and is a predicted model, not a curated record.
UGCAUCGAGAACCCCCAGAGGAACGUGCGACAUCAAUCCCAAGAUAAGACAGUUGCUCAAUUCUCGCGACACACAUCGUGAAAUUAACUCAUACUAUUGUUGUUCUCUCAGUGAUUGCUCUCAUCUGGCUCGAAGUGUUCACGCUGCGAUGCACUGAUUGUCGGUGAUAUUAAUGCAAAGUAAAAGUGCAAAGCUUUCACCUUUUAUUUCCGUCAGAUCCUCCAAUUGACAGUUGGACAAUGUGGAAUCAUUGCGCGACACUUGUGACAAUAGAAAAAAAUAUGAAAUAUAAUGACUGCAGAUUUUCAAGCUAGUUACACAUGAUAAUAUUCCGAAUCACUUUGACAAACUCACUGUCUUUAUAAACCGCAUCCGAAGCACGACACACGCAGUCUUGAAUCAGCCGCUUAACACUGUCCAUUCAUUUUGAAUGAAUAGGAUGCAGCUCUUCGGUAUUGCGAUCUUCGGGAUUGUCAUGAGCCUCGUGUCGGUUGAAAGUGGUGCAAAUGUGGUUUUUGAAAAACAGAGUCGACAAGAGUCGAGACCAAUUCUCAAGGAAAUAAGACAGGAGUUGAUGCAAAAAUCGAGGAGCAAUCAGAUACUCAAUUUGAAUUUAUCCGCUGUUCUGCUUCUCCUACUCUUGAAAGCAGCUGCACUCGGUGCAACAUAUCUCGGGAAUUACGACCGCUACAAAGGCCGGAAAUUCCGGGAAGUAGAUAAUCUCGUAUCUGCGGACGAAAUGACAUUGGCACUUGGAUAUCUGAUCGGUGACAGUUGUCUGUACCGCGCAGCAUGCGAAGUGCCAGAAACAGCGAAAGAGUACCUGGGAACAAUCGACAUGAUCACGGAAGCCAUGAAAAUAAUUCCUCAAACAUCUAUUGACAAUAAAUACGAGAAAAAGAUAUCAGAGUUCCGCAGAGCGAUUGAAUACGGAGAAUUAAACAGCUGUCCGGCUGAAUAUACUUGCCAAAAGGAAAGCACCGACUAUCUACAGCCUGAGUGAGAGCGAUUUU